Messenger RNA from Peniophora sp. CBMAI 1063, 429 nucleotides. Lineage: Eukaryota; Fungi; Basidiomycota; Agaricomycetes; Russulales; Peniophoraceae. The record is from the annotation of a GenBank genome assembly.
AUGUUCACUCCUUCAAACCUCCUUCUCCCGGUUCUCCUCGCCGCGAGCGCUCUCGCGCAUCCUCACCCGAACACCCCGCGCGACGUGCAUCAACACCAGGCGCGCAACGUCACCGAGCGCGACAUCAUCUCCGACCUUGGACACUACACCUCCGCUCGGUGGACGUACUAUACCCCAGGUCUGGGCGCGUGCGGCGCAUACAGCAAGGAAAGCGACUAUAUUGUUGCGCUGAACUCAGCGCAAUGGGACGGCGGUAAGCAUUGCUGGCAGCACAUCAAGAUGCAGUACGGUGGCAAGACUGCAGACGCAACCGUCGUUGACCAGUGCCCCGGCUGUCCUCACGGCGGGCUCGACCUGUCCCCUGGUCUCUUCAAGUACUUCGGCUCCGAGUCGCUUGGCGUCCUUUCGGGCUCGUGGUCCUUCACCUGA